Chironomus riparius is the source of this 1671-nucleotide messenger RNA. The record is from the annotation of a GenBank genome assembly. NCBI's taxonomy places the organism in Eukaryota, Metazoa, Arthropoda, Insecta, Diptera, Chironomidae.
AUGCGUUUGGGUAAACCAGCCUUCAAGCAACUAAAAGUCGCUCAAGCCUUUUGGAAAAGUAUCAAAGAUUUUCUCUUGAAUACCUACGUUCAUGCUUAUCAUUACUUAGCAGAUGCUGAUCGUCAUUUACCUGAAAAACUCAUGUGGCUUUCAAUUCAUGUGACUAUGAUUGGAUGUGCUAUCGGUGUGGUAAUGUCUGCAUGGUCGAGAUUUACUGAUAAUCCAACAAUAACGACCCUUGAGAGUCAACAUCAUUCAAUCUAUGGACUGAAUUUUCCUGCUAUUGCUAUUUGUUCAAAUAAUAAGAUAAGCAGAACAAGGACAGAAGAAUAUGCAGAACAUUUAAUGAAUCUGAGCAUCCCAAUCCAAUACAAGAAUAAAAACACAUUGAUGAACUUGAUACGAUACAUGGGAAGAUUGUACGAUGCAGACAUUGAAGGCAUUGAUCAAUUUGUGAAAUUUCAAGAGAUUCUCGAUAAUUUUGAUUCUGAUAAAACCACCGGAAUUUAUAACAUGCAGGAGAAGUUGAAAUUUUUAGCGCCAAAAUGUUCAGACAUCGCCAAAAAAUGUAAAUGGGGUGGAGCUGACGUUCCAUGUUCCGAUAUUCUACAAGAUCGUACAACAAAUGAAGGCUUUUGCUGUACAUUUAAUUAUGUACGACCAAGCACACUCAAUGAAACUGCUGUAAAACCCCUCAUUGCUGCUGGUAUAGGUCCCGACAUGGGAUUGACAAUUUUAUUGAAUCUAUCAAUUGCUGACUAUUAUUAUCCAUUGAAAAAUUUUGGAGGUGCAACGACAUUAAUUUAUGAUCCCUCAGAAUUUGCCGACUCAGCAACAGGUUUUGUUCGGGAAGUUCCAGUUGAGAGAUAUCUAGAGACCAGAAUCACUCUUAGUGCACUUAGCUUUUAUGCUGUCGAUGAAGUCCAAAGAUAUGGAAUAAAUAAACGUCAAUGCUUGUUUCCCAACGAUUAUCCAAACGAGUUUGGAACUAAUUACGUCUAUGGAGAUUGCUUGGUGAAAUGUAAACUAAAGAGUGUCAUGGCUCUAUGCAAGUGCAUUCCAUUUAAUGUACCAGUAAAUUUCAAUGACAUUGACUCUUCAUUGCCAUUCUGCAACUUAGGAAAUGUACAGUGCAUGAACAAAUAUAAAAUAAAAUGGGGAACAUUUAGACCAAAGGAAUUUAUCAAAGUCCUCGAGCGAGAAAUUGAGGAUUCACUUAAUUGUGAUAUUUGCUAUCCACAGUGCUCCUCAACAAUUUAUAUUGUUGACUCAACAUCUGCUCAGUUGAACUUCUAUUACGUCAAUAAAGGAUCUGUGAUUGCUGGAUUUGAUGACGAUAAAGAUUUAUCAGUCCUCAAAGUUUAUUUCCCAGAAACUGAUUCAGUCCUUUACAAAACUGAUGUCUUGUUUGCUUGGUAUGAUAUUAUAAGUGACUAUGGUGGCAUUUUAGGACUCUUCUUGGGAUGCUCAAUCAUUACUGUCUUUGAAAUACUCUUCUAUAUUACUGUAAGAUUCUAUCAAAAUCUAUUCAACAGUCAAGCAAUAAAUAAAGUCGACUAUAAUAUAAAAAGUCAUAAAGAAUCGCGUAUUAACAUCACUAAAUUAUUUGCAGUAUUUAUAUGCGUUGAGCAUAUCUACAGCGAGACUGAAAGACCACAACGAGGACAAUAA